UAUAUAUUGACACUUUUCAAAAUGAGCUUUUUGUUUUGAAAUUUAGCAUAUUUAAUUUUGUUUAUUUCAGAUCACAAAGAGGCCUCACAAGCUAGAAGUCUGAAAACAUCAAUGACAAAUGCGAAGGUUGCAGCAAUAUCCAAACGUAAAGCGGCUGUAGUGUCGGCUAUGACUAAUGUGUACUUUGCUGAACAACAUACUCUCGCGUCAUCGCUGGUUCCAGACCAGAACAGAUUGUGUGUCUUGCAGGGUGCAACCCAGUUCAAUGACCUUCGAGUUGACAGCCACACGUCAUAUGAACACAGCUCCAGUGUGUCGGAAUUUAAAAACUGUAUGGCUGACGUUCUGAGGAGUGAUCUUCUCCAGAAGAAACAGACAUCAUGCAAGUACAGUAUCAUGAUCGAUGAGAGUACAGACAUUUCAUUGAAGCAAAAUUUAGUGACCUAUGUUAGAUUUUGUAAACUGAUGAGUUUGGAAUGGCUGAACUUCAAAGAGCAAAUGCAGAGAGCAUAUAUGAGAAUGUAGUUCAUUUGCUUGGUAGAAAGGGAAUUGACAUUCAACAUCUUUCAGAAAUUCUAUUAAAAUUGAAAACUUGGAGAACUUGUUGAUUUUGUCCAUAGACAGCCCACCAAUGGAAAAGUUUGAUUUUAAACGUGCUUUCAAAAUUUGGGCUGGAUUGAAGUUGAGGUGGAUUAUGGCCUGCUAAAAUGUAUGUUCAGGAUAUCAUGUGCUCAUGUAAUGUAAAUUUAUCAUGUGCUUAUUUUAUGAACAUAUGCUUGAGUUAUGAUGUGUGUAUAUCUAUAAAUGUUUUGUUGAACUGUUGUUUUUUUUGUUAUGCACACAUGAUGUGGAUUAUGGCCUUCUGCUAAAAUGUAUGUUCAGGAUAUCAUGUGCUCAUGUAAUGUAAAUUUAUCAUAUGCUUUUUAUAUGAACAUGUGCUUGAGUUAUGAUGUAUGUACUUCUA
Molecule: messenger RNA, 964 nt
Organism: Dreissena polymorpha
Lineage: Eukaryota; Metazoa; Mollusca; Bivalvia; Myida; Dreissenidae
Exons: 2
Coding region: 112-525 (137 amino acids)
Source: RefSeq, a predicted model, not a curated record